Messenger RNA from Rhopilema esculentum, 1363 nucleotides. RefSeq names its product mediator of RNA polymerase II transcription subunit 21. Gene Ontology annotation, cellular component: mediator complex. NCBI's taxonomy places the organism in Eukaryota, Metazoa, Cnidaria, Scyphozoa, Rhizostomeae, Rhizostomatidae. The record is from RefSeq and is a predicted model, not a curated record. Gene Ontology annotation, biological process: regulation of transcription by RNA polymerase II. Gene Ontology annotation, molecular function: transcription coregulator activity.
CAGUCCUUAUUCGCCCAAGUCCUUUUACUCAUGUAAAUAUGGCGGACAGACUCACGCAGCUUCAAGAUGCAGUUAAUCAGCUUGCUGAUCAUUUCUGCAACAGUGUUGGUAUCAUACAGCAAACUGCCCCUGCAAUUUUGCAAGAAUCUAAAUCAGGUGGAAGUGGAAGGCAACAAGAUGUCAACCAAGAAAAUCACAUUCCCCUGUUUGGAUCACUCAUAACAAGAACUGCAAAGGACAUUGAUUUCCUCAUUGAUGCCUUGCCAAGCAACCAAUGUAGUGCUGAAUUGCAGACUACUAGCUUAGAACGCUUGGAGCAGGAAAACAAGGAAGCUGGCGAGAAGUUGGAACAAGUUAUAGAUGAAGGAGAGAAACUGCUUGCACAGAUCCGAUGCGCUUUAGCUGAGAUCUCAGACUCCCUACUUAGUAGUUCCAUCAAAAAGUCAAAGGAAUGACUUUCUGACAUCAGAGGUACGCAAAAAUUUCUGCAACCUUAAAGAAUGUGGCUCCUCCAUUGCGUCUUGUCUGGUGGAGAACACUUGAUCACCUUGGAAAGACCCCUAAAAGCAACGAAGGCUAUACAUUGACUCUCGAAGAAGCGUUGAAUGUUUGCCAAGCAACCGGUAAGGUUUUUACUUAUUACUUCUUGUCACAUCGCUGGGACACGAGGGAUCAUCCCGACCCAAAUGGUGUGAAGAGCAGGAUUUGUGCCGAUUAUUCGAGAGUGCGAACGCAAACUUUUAAUGAAGAGGUUUUUUAUUGGAUCGACUAUUCUUCCAUUGACCAGGAAGGCAUGGCCCCAUUUAUCGCAGCAUUGCCACUAUACUGCUCUGGUGCGCAAAUUAUCAUGGUUCCUUAUAACGAAGAGUAUGAAGACCGAGGCUGGUGUUUGGUAGAGAGGCUAGCAUACGCUGCUUUGAACGGUCCGUUGCAGUUUGUUUGCGGGAUGAAGUAUGUUGACCAUGCGCAGCAAAAAGGGUGGAGCCAAAUACAAAGCUGUUUCACGUAUUUUGCUGAUUCAGAAGGACUGCAUUAUUCCUGGCUGAGACCACUUGCUAAUCCAGCCCUCGGAAAACUGAGUUUUGAGCAAGAUCGUCCGUUGAUUAAAAGCCUCUCCGAGGUUCUGCUGCGUCAAUGGGGGAAGACUUGGGUUCAAGGGAGCCGCUGGCCGCCACCUGGGGCUUUUGACCGUUGUUCGACUACAGCUAAGGGCCCUGUCAGAUGGGGUGUGACCACAGUUAAUGUUAUAUUGAUGAGCAAAACUUGAAGACAGUCUUCUGUAUUUCUCAAAAAAUCCCUAUGCUUCGUUUACAAGUUUCUUUUCAAUAUUCAAAUCUUUUUGUAAAUGAAAGGUAACCUCCUA